AUGUCCUUCAAAUCAUCCUUAUCUGCAGCGUCUUUUUUGGCUGUGGACAGCGGAUUGGGAAAUGGAACAGACAGUUCCACUGGAUCUCUAGACUUACAGUGCAUUCGUAAUUGCUUGAAAGAUCCUAUUAUUACAAGGAAAUAUCAGGAUAUUGAAAUACUAGAUGGAGGGGGGUUCGGUAUAGUUUAUAGUGCCAAACUCAAAGUAGGAGGAGGAAAGCGUGCACUGAAAGCAAUACCUGUUCAUAACAAGAACUAUGAAAAAGCCAUCCGAGAAGUAGAGAGUCUUGAGACAUUAAAGCAUGACAACAUAGUCCGUUUUUAUGAUUGUUUCUUAGCAGAAUACGAAGAAAGUGAUGGCACGGUCGAUGAUGAUGGGGGUGUUGAGUUUGAAAAAGAAGAAGAUGAUGAAGCAAUUUCGUGUAUUUCAAAAGACACUUGUCUCAUUAUAGUUACGGAGCUUUGCACACAAAAUCUGAAAUCGCUUUUGCUGAGUGGAGAAAAAUUCGAUAAAAAGAUGAUUUCUUUAAAUAUUUUGGAUGGUUUACAAGCAAUUCAUGCUCAAAAUAUUAUUCAUCGGGAUCUGAAACCAAGUAAUGUUCUCAUUGGCACCAAUGGAGAGGCGAAAAUUGGGGAUUUUGGAUUGUCACGCUUCUUUGAAAUUAUUUUAGAUGACGAUGAACAUUCAUCUGGUAAGAAAACAUUAUCUGGAAACUGUGGAACACCUUUGUACCAAGCACCUGAAAUGAAAUUGAACGGCACGUACGAUAAAAGAGUCGAUUAUUUCAGCUUAGGUGUCGUUUUCUUUGAACUCUUUUUGAAUAUCAAAACAGCGAUGGAGAUUGAAAAGCUAAUUGAGAGUUUCAAACAGUUAGAGACCGCAAAAUCCAAGAUUCACGAUGAAAUCAUUGAUAAUGAGAACAACAAAGCUCAUUUAGAAGUUUUGAAACACAUUCCAGAAAAGAUCGGAGAGACCAUACAGGGUUUACUUAAACAUGAGGCAACAUCUCGCAUAGAUCUGGAAAGGGCAAAGAUAUUGUUGACUGAAGUUACAUCUGAGGAAAUUGAGGAGCUCUCCACAAAGUUAAAGAAGGAUCAACAGUGAUCAGGCAAUCUGCAGUCAUAACUAAGGCAAAGUCGUUGAUCAACAAAUAUUAUUUAAGUUAUUAAUUUUGUUUCCUGUACUUAUGAUGGCUUCCUUUUGCUUUCGAUGAAAUUUUCUGAUACAGACUUAAAACACUAAUAACGCUUGAACU
Molecule: messenger RNA, 1255 nt
Organism: Saccostrea cuccullata (small rock oyster)
Lineage: Eukaryota; Metazoa; Mollusca; Bivalvia; Ostreida; Ostreidae
Product: interferon-induced, double-stranded RNA-activated protein kinase-like
Exons: 2
Coding region: 1-1104 (367 amino acids)
Biological process (GO): protein phosphorylation
Cellular component (GO): cytoplasm; cytosol; nucleus
Molecular function (GO): ATP binding; eukaryotic translation initiation factor 2alpha kinase activity
Source: RefSeq, a predicted model, not a curated record